This is a messenger RNA of Microthlaspi erraticum, 1059 nucleotides long. Lineage: Eukaryota; Viridiplantae; Streptophyta; Magnoliopsida; Brassicales; Brassicaceae. The record is from the annotation of a GenBank genome assembly.
AUGUCUUGCUUCUCCGAGACGACCACUACUACUUCCUCAAAAUCAAUCUACAUUAAUCCCAUGACGGCCAAGACGACAUCAUCGGAAAAUGACGACGUUUCACUCUCUCUUCUAUACAAUCUCUCCACCAUUCAAGACAAAUUCCAUCAGAUCCAAUCUCUGGUCAGCUUCUUCAUGAUCUCUGCUAAUAACAAUAACCAAUCCUUGGGGUCAACGUCCUCUUUGGCCGUGGCUAACAUCGGAAGUUUGGUUCAAGAGAUCAUCACGGCGGCUUCUUCAAUGAUGUCCACUUGCCAACAACUCCACAUCUCAUCUAACGUUCAAACCGUAGAUGCAAUGGUUAUGGAGUUUUCCGGACAAGAAAUCGACCUGGAUCAUGAUUUCUUGCAAGAGUCGUCAACUAACUUUCUCGGUAUCCAAGAAAGAGGGCAGAUCUCGUUUCUCGACCAGACUACACAAAACCUUGAGUGGUACGGUACCCAAACCCUAAACCCUACAAAAGGUCACCAGCGUUCUAAACCAAGAUCCGGGAUCUACGAGAUACUGGAGUUAGACGUAGCGGAUCUACUAGCAAAAUACACGCAUUACUGCAAGAUUUGCGGGAAAGGGUUCAAGAGAGACGCGAAUCUAAGGAUGCACAUGAGAGCACACGGAGACGAGUACAAGACACGUGAGGCCUUGAUCAGCCCUACGAGCCAUGACAAGAAAGUCGAACACUCGUUGAAGAAACAUUACUACUCGUGCCCUCAACAAGGGUGUAGAUGGAACCAGAGGCACGAGAAGUUUCAACCGCUGAAGUCCGUGAUUUGCGCCAAGAAUCAUUACAAGAGGAGUCAUUGCCCUAAAAUGUACAUGUGCAGGAGAUGCAGCGUGAAGCACUUCUCGGUUCUGUCCGAUCUUAGGACGCACGAGAAGCAUUGUGGGGAUAUCAAGUGGGUUUGCUCUUGUGGGACUAGCUUCUCUAGGAAAGACAAGCUCGCGAGUCACGUUUCUUUGUUCUUGGGCCACUCACCGGUUCAUGGGGCGUCGCAGCUGCAGCCGCCGAUGGUCACCAACUAA